AUGGAAACUCCCCGAGAACCUCAUUUCUUCAAGCCUCUUCUUCCUGGUUUUCAAAGUGGCGUCGCAAUACCACUUGACUUCUACUCAAAACACAUACAAGGGGCUGAGAUCAAUAAACCAUGGAAGCUAAGAUCGGACGCUUCGGAUCAAAUUUGGGAGGUGAUCCGAGAAGGCAGGACACUCACCAAAGGUUGGAAAGAGUUCACCGAAGCACAUGAUCUUCGAAUCGGUGACAUUGUCAUCUUCAAACACGAAGGAGACAUGGUCUUUCAUGUGACUCCUUUUGGUCCUAGCUGUUGUGAGAUUCUGUGGUCCGACGCGGAUGAUGCUCCUACUUUCUCAUACGACUACUGCUUCUUGGCUGAGGUUACUCCUACAAAUCAAAAGGACGACAAAAUGUUUCUUCCUGUGGAAGCUAUGAGGUGUGGUGCUUUGAACCAACAAUGCAAAGAGGUCAAACUUGUCAACAAGGAGGGAAAGUCAUGGACUGCGCGCUUCGGAUUUAGCGAAUCAGACGGCGCAUAUUACAUCAGCAGAGGGUGGAGAAAGUUCUGUCGUGAUAACAGAUGCACCAACGGAGAUUUGUUUGUGUUCAACGUGGUUGGAGACGGGACGACAACUCCAUUACUGUGUGUAUGUCCGGAAAGGAAGGAGUGUACUGAACUACUGAUCAAGCACUUCAGCAGAAUCGAUGGUAGCAUUGCUUCUACCUCACGAAAUUAG
Messenger RNA from Brassica rapa (field mustard), 723 nucleotides. Its product is annotated as B3 domain-containing protein REM9. Lineage: Eukaryota; Viridiplantae; Streptophyta; Magnoliopsida; Brassicales; Brassicaceae. Gene Ontology annotation, molecular function: DNA binding. The record is from RefSeq and is a predicted model, not a curated record.